ACCUUCCUCUCUCUCCUCCCUUCAUUUGCCGAUUGCCAUUUGUGUCGCCUUCCCCUCCCCCCUCAGGAGGGACGAGAAACGCCUGGAGGAGGAAGCCGUAAGACGAUCAUGGCGGGCGGAGACAACGGUCGGGAAGCGGAGGAAGUCAGGACGCCGCUGUUGGUGCCGCGCAAGAACUCGGCGACCUCAAUGAGGGGCGAGUUCGUGGCCAGGCUCCCCGAUAAGGUGAGGCACGGCGUCGACUUGGAGAAGCCCUUCGCCCUCGACGUCUCCCGCUCCAAAGAUCUCAUCGAAGGGGUGAGAGAAUACUACGAGAAACAAUUUGCAACCUUGAGAUCCUUUGAGGAAGUUGACUCCUUGCAUACAAAUACCAUUGAUGAGGAUCAGGAACUUGAAGAGCAGGCAAACAGCGAAUUUGCCAUGAAGAUCUCUAACUAUGCAAACAUUGUUCUCUUGGCACUAAAGAUUUAUGCUACUAUUCGAAGUGGAUCCAUAGCUAUUGCUGCAUCAACACUUGAUUCAUUACUGGAUCUUAUGGCUGGUGGGAUCCUCUGGUUUACGCAUCUGUCAAUGAAGAACAUUAACAUAUAUAAGUACCCUAUUGGCAAGUUGCGUGUUCAGCCAGUUGGAAUCAUCAUCUUUGCUGCUGUCAUGGCUACUCUAGGAUUUCAGGUUUUUGUUCAAGCCCUUACCCACUUGAUUGAAAACACGCCCUCGGAGAAGAUGACCUCGGCACAAUUGAUAUGGCUAUAUUCAAUCAUGUUGACAGCCACUUUCGUAAAGCUAGCUCUGUGGCUUUACUGCAGAACCUCUGGAAACAAGAUUGUCCGCGCCUAUGCUAAGGACCAUUAUUUUGAUGUAGUCACCAACGUUCUUGGCUUGGCUGCUGCUAUUCUUGGUGAUAAAUACUACUGGUGGAUCGAUCCUGCUGGAGCUAUUAUUCUUGCAAUUUAUACAAUUACGAAUUGGUCAGGAACUGUCUGGGAGAAUGCAGUCUCACUGGUUGGGCAGUCAGCUCCACCUGAGAUGCUGCAGAAAUUAACUUACCUUGUACUAAGGCAUGAUCCUAAGAUUAAUCGCGUCGACACAGUCCGAGCUUAUACAUUUGGAGUCCUUUAUUUUGUCGAGGUUGAUAUUGAACUUCCAGAAGAUUUACCUCUGAAAGAAGCCCACGCGAUUGGAGAGUCCCUGCAGAUAAAGAUCGAGGAGCUUCCAGAAGUUGAACGAGCAUUUGUACACCUCGAUUUUGAAUGUGACCACAAGCCAGAGCAUAACAUCCUCGUCAAGCUACCUAGCAGCCAACCUUGAACUUGCAUCUUGAGUAUAUGCUGAGUUAAUUUGCAUACAUUUUGCCUUCUGUAGAAGGGGAUUUUAUAGCUUGUCAAGCUAGCCGCAGCUUGGUUAUUUGCUUGAAAAAGGUCGUAAACAGAUGGACAAUGGCUGAGAUUGUGAUAUCAACUGAAUUACUUGAAAUCAGAUAGAAUUGUGUCAACCCUAUAGUGUUCAUUUGCAUUAAAAGGCCCAAGUUUUUCAUCUCA
Messenger RNA from Zingiber officinale, 1538 nucleotides. Its product is annotated as metal tolerance protein 4-like. Lineage: Eukaryota; Viridiplantae; Streptophyta; Magnoliopsida; Zingiberales; Zingiberaceae. The transcript has 7 exons. Gene Ontology annotation, biological process: transmembrane transport; monoatomic cation transport. The record is from RefSeq and is a predicted model, not a curated record. Gene Ontology annotation, molecular function: manganese ion transmembrane transporter activity. Gene Ontology annotation, cellular component: membrane. The coding region runs from base 109 to 1308 and encodes 399 amino acids.